This is a messenger RNA of Sipha flava (yellow sugarcane aphid), 1473 nucleotides long. RefSeq names its product zinc finger MYM-type protein 1-like. Gene Ontology annotation, molecular function: protein dimerization activity. The coding region runs from base 1 to 1473 and encodes 490 amino acids. The record is from RefSeq and is a predicted model, not a curated record. NCBI's taxonomy places the organism in Eukaryota, Metazoa, Arthropoda, Insecta, Hemiptera, Aphididae. The transcript has 4 exons.
AUGUGGAAAAAUUUACAACAGUCUUUGCUAGGUUUUGGAGUAGAUAGUCAAUUACAAAAACAAAUUCUUAGUGAAACAGAAAAAUGGAAAGCUAUCUUAAAAAGGCUUCUUGAUGUGACUUUAUUCCUAGCUUCUAGAGGAUUGCCUUUUCAAGGCAGUAGCACUAAAAUUGGUGACGUAAAUAAUGGUAACUUUCUUGGCGUAUUAGAACUUCUUGGACGUUAUGAUGAAAUAACAAGAGGGCAUUUAGCAUACGUUAAAGAAUAUCAAAAUGAAGGUGAAAGUAUGAAAGGAAGGACCCAUUAUUUAUCUUGGAUGAGUCAAAAUGAAUUUAUUUCCCUUUGUGGUGAUAAGGUUUUAAAACAUAUUCUCGAAGAACGAACUGAAUCAAUAUAUUAUUCAAUUAUUGCUGAUGCGACCCCCGAUGUUUCACACCAAGAACAGAAUGUUUUAAUUUUAAGAUAUGUUUUUCGUAAUAAGGAGACAAAACAAUUUGAAAUUCAAGAAAGAUUUAUUGAGUUUUUGAACUUUAAUGAAAAAACAGGUGAAAGUAUUGCUACUAUGUUAUUAGCAGCAUUAGACCGUCAUAAAAUUCCAUUACCAGAUUGUCGAGCCCAAGCGUAUGAUAAUGGUUCUAAUAUGAGUGGGAAAAUUAAAGGAGUACAAGCUCGAAUUUUAGAAAAAAAUAACAUUGCUUUUUAUUCACCUUGCAGCGCUCAUUCUCUUAAUCUCGUUGGUGUUAAUGCAGUAAAAAUAAAUUCAAGAAUUAAAACUUUUUUUGGAUUUGUACAAAGCUUAUUUGUAAGUUUUAGUAGCAGUCUAGCAAAAUGGAAUAUCUUAAGUGAAAAGGUUGGUGUAUCAUUAGAGUCUCAGUCUGAAACACGGUGGAGCUCCCGCGUUUCAGCCAUACGCCCAAUUGUAAACCAUCUUCCUGGUAUUUUAAAAUCAUUAAAUAGAGUUUUAACUGAAAUUAACAUGCCAGACAAAAUAGAUGAAUGGCCUACAAUUUUAAAUGAAGCUAGUUUAGUGGCAAACAAUUUGAACAUUAUACCAAAUUUUCCUGAAGAAGAAAGGAGAGCAAAAAAAAGGAAAGUAUUUCAUGAUGAAGUUCAAUCAGAGACUAUUAUUCAACCUAAUAAAGCAAUUGUAGCACAAGAUUCUUUUAAGAGGGAUAAAUUAGAAACUAUUUUUAUAAAUACUUCUGUUGCUUUAAGAAUAUUUUGUACACUACCAGUAACAGUCUCUGAAGCAGAAAGAGCUUUUAGUAAAUUAGGAAAUCAGCUUAAGACUUGGCAAAGGGCUUCAAUCGGCCAAGAUCGACUUAGUUCCCUUGCACUUUUAUCAAUUGAAAACAAACUUGCAUCAAAAAAUAACUUCGAUGAUGUUAUACAUGAUUUUGCCAAAAAAAAGCAAGAAAAGAAAAAUAAUAGAAAAGAUUAUUUUGGAUUUUUUCGUCCAAGUUCUGAAUACUGA